Messenger RNA from Cimex lectularius (bed bug), 7675 nucleotides. Its product is annotated as KN motif and ankyrin repeat domain-containing protein 3. Bases 1599 to 4031 code for a protein of 810 amino acids. Gene Ontology annotation, cellular component: cytoplasm; cytoskeleton. Gene Ontology annotation, molecular function: protein binding. NCBI's taxonomy places the organism in Eukaryota, Metazoa, Arthropoda, Insecta, Hemiptera, Cimicidae. The record is from RefSeq and is a predicted model, not a curated record. The transcript is spliced from 10 exons. Gene Ontology annotation, biological process: negative regulation of actin filament polymerization.
AUAAACACCUUGUUUAUUGCUGGCGAGUUCAUUUUUACCUCUUCUCUCGGUGACUCUCUGUGCAUUUCUCUUUUUAUUAUUCUGUGCUUUGCCCUCCUUUGUAAGUUGGUAGUUGAGACUAGAUUUUCCUCAAAUCUUGCCUGCUGAGAGAGAAGAGUUCCUUCGCUUUUUUUCUGAAAUUUAUAUAUCUCUUAACAUGCCUGAGUUUUUCUUUUUCAAGCCAUUUUUCCAGCUACAAAUUUAGCACAGCUAGUUGUGCCCCAUCUUUGGCUAGUUGGUCAGCCUAUGUCCUUCAUAUACCUUCAUGUCCCGGUACCUUGAGGUACCCUUGUGUUUCCCUAGGUCCAUUAGGCGAUUUAGGCAUUUCCAGGCUAGUUUGAAGCUACAAACAUACACCUUCAGUGCUUUAUAGCUGCCUGACUGUCCGAAAGCAGAUUUGUGCACAUUUCAUUUUCCCCAUCAACUCCUGUGCCCAGAGCUGGAUUGCACGGACCUCAGCUUGGAAAAUAGACUGACUGGUUAGUUAAUGGGAUUUUGCUAGAGUGGUGUAAUUUCAUCCAACAUCUUCUUGAAACUCCAAGUUGUCUUUCUUCCAAAUAUCUAUGACCACUUGAAAGGGUCUGACGAAGUUGAGCACUCCCCUCAUUUUUCAAGUACUAUUAUAGCCAUCUGAGAAUUCUCUUGAGAAUUUUGUGGAAAUAUCCAAAAGCUACCUUUUGUAUAUGAAUACGAGGUGAAGUGCAGAUUCCAUCACUAUUGCUGUGCAAGUAUGCAUCAUCCCUCUUCAAGACAAGCUAGUCUUUCUAGAGUUGGCAAUUUGCUUCCUUAUUCAGUGUUAUUGGCCACCAUACUAGAGCUCCGUAUGUUACUAGAGGUCUGACCAUUUUGGUGAUUAACCUACAUACACCUUGAGGUUUGUUCUCCCCAGUUUUUACUGCACAAUCUUUGGCUUAUGCUUAAUAGUGCCUAACACAAGAGUUAUAUGUAGAGGUACCUAGUUUUUUGGAAAAGGUUAUGGUUUCAUAUUUUAGGGUGGGUGCUUUUAGGUUUAGCCUCUCAUAGUUAGUAGUAUGCUAUUUAUUUGACUUCUCUAUUUUUACCCUUUGUUCAAGGGUUAUACCUAUGUAUUUAGUUUCUUUGGAGAAAGGGUUAUAUCUAGGUACUUAGUUUCUUUGGAAAACAUUAUGGCUUUAUGUGGUAAUUAGUGACCGUUAGUCGAUAAUUAUUCAGAAAUCGUGAGAUGCACACACCAGACCGCAUCUCACGAUUUCUGAAUAGUUAUGGCUUUAUAUUUUGUAGUGGGUGCUUCUAGGUUUAGCCUCUCUGGCCAAUGGUUAGUAGUAUCUUGGCCUUGUGUAGUAUGCUAUUUGCAUGACUUCUCCGUUUAACCCUUUGUUCAAGGUUGGUUGUAUGUACUUGGUUCCUUUGGAGAAAGCUAAGGGUUCAUCUUUCGAGUGGGUGCUUUUAAGUUUAGCUUCCUUCCUCUUGUGAAUGGUAUGAUAGAUGUUUUCAUAGAGUAGAUAUUUAAACUCUUCUCACACCAUCUUUCUACAAUGUCCAGGGUGUUUUGCAUCUGAUUCAAAGAGAAGUCGGUUCCUAUGCAUCCCAUAUUUAUCCUUAAACCUGAUUUUCACAAAGAAGAAAUUCAAAAGCUACAACAGGAAAAUUCUAAAUUACACGAUUCAUUAAAGUCAAGCAAUGAAAUGCCAAAGAAAAGAGAAAUCAAGACAAAAUCAGAUGUUGCUACUAGUACAUAUGACAUUUGUCACACUAGGACAGUUGGUGUCGGCUGUACGGUUUUAACAAGAGAAGUUGGGGUAGCAAUGAUGACACCUGCAAUGAUAUCGACAGGAACUGACCCCCUACCGACUGGCGAACGCACUAAAGAAUUAUUAAACCAAGAACAUGGUGACACAAUUUCAUUGAACAAGAUUAUCGGAACGCCUCCAUCAUUCAAAUUUAAAAAUGCGGCAACAUCGACAGAGCUUAAAUUAGACGAUAUUUUCACUGAAGAUGAUGUAAAUGAAAAAUUAAAUUUCAAAAGAGCCAUUAUUAAGCUGAAAAUGAAAAAUGCCGAAACGUUAACUGAAAUACUGGUCAAUGAUAUAUACACAAAGGCAGAUCUAGAUAAGGAAGUGAAACUUAAUAUUGAUGCAAAAAAGGCACAUCUUAAAAAUGUCCAAACAUCUACGCAAACAAUUCAACUUAAAAACGUACAAACUUCCACUAUAAGUAAUUUAAAACAUGUACAAACGUCGACAAACUUAAACCGUCACCAAGUUUUCACGCAAGAAGAUAUAGACGAAGAGAUUAAAAAAAAUACUCAAUUGUAUGAAAAAAAUGUACUAAAUAAUGCCUUAACGAAGAAGUUAUUGAUGACGAGUGUUGGUGUGCAAGCCGUUGAAAUUACUAAAGUACUUGACAAAUGCAACGCAAGUUCACAGACUGCUCAAAAAUGCCAAGAUGUCGCCAUUUCAGCAGUACCCAGAGUCUAUGAUAAUACUUGUCAAGCAAGUUGUCAAACUCGGGAUGUCGGUGUAUCGGAUGAUACCGUAAAACAAAAAGAGUGUCAGAAAUGUAACGUGCAGCGGUUCACAAUCUCGACAAACUUCCCUGAAUUAGGCACCAUGCAAGACAAUCUCCUCUCUGAACCAUUUGAUUUUAAUAGAAUUCUUAAAGUGAGGUCAGAAUCACUGGGCACAGAUACAGAAGACCUUAUUCUCGCAAGGGAUGUUGGGGUUAAUACAAUGAAAAUGAAAUCUGUCAGUACAGCUCUCGACACUUGUGAUUUGCCCUGUAGAAAUUGUGCGAAACAACAAGAAAAUCAAGUUAAGCCAGUACAACAAAAUACACCUAAAAGACCGUCAUAUCUACCUAUUUCAAUUCAGAGGCACAACAGUAAACCGACAUCACCUUCACCUUCAAGGAAUCUACCAACUCCGACUAAACCAUUACACGGUCGAACCUUGAGCGUUGUCGGCUCAACUUCAGAAGUCCAAUUAAAGAAUUCCACACUAGACAGGCUGAAAAAUGAUGACACCAAUAGUGGCAGUGGUUCUGACGAUGGAACUUACACUUUUCUGCAUGACAGUUCUUCUGUCAGCUCUAAAUUAGAAUCUUUACUCACCCAAUCUCCCAAGCCACGGAAUUACAAAAAAAUCGAACCUUCUAAGGAGAUGAGAGGAGCAAUGAAAGUAUUAAACGAUGCAUUGCAACAUUCCCCGUUUGAAGAUUUUCCCAAGCAUAUGAAAACGGCUGUGAAUAUAAUCCAGCAAGAAUGGUUCAAGAUAUCAAGCGUGACAACUUCAAAUCCAUUACACGUUGAAGAUUAUCUGGAUUGCUUUGAGGAGAUUUCCAGCACACUUCUGGAAUACAUAGUUAACAUGACAGAUGUGACAGGCAAUACAGCUAUGCAUUACGCCGUGUCUAAUGGAAAUUUUGAUGUUGUAUCAAUUUUGCUCGAUUCAAAAGUUUGCAACAUCAACAAAUUAAACACAGCGGGAUAUACGUGUAUUAUGUUGGUUGCUCUUACUAAAGUGAAAUCUGAAACAGACCGAGAGGUGGUGAGACGUCUCUUCCAUAUGGCAGAUGUCAAUAUACGAGCCAAAGAGCAUGGCCAAACUGCCCUUAUGCUGGCGGUAUCGCACGGUCGUAUUGACACUGUAGAAAUGUUGUUAGAGGCUGGCGCUGAUGUUAAUAUACAAGAUGAAGAUGGUAGCACGGCUUUAAUGUGUGCUGCAGAACACGGUUGUAUUGAUAUAGUUAAAUUGCUCCUAGCUCAGCCAGAUUGCGAUUUAAGUAUAACAGAUUAUGAUGGCAGUACUGCUUUGGCAAUCGCGAUGAAUGCUGGAAAUCGAGAUAUAGGCGUUCUGCUUUACGCCCAGGAACAUUUUUCAAGAGGGAAUUCACCUUAUACAUCUCUUAAGACGAAACGUUCGAAAAGUACGACUCCGACUUUAAAGCCUUCGAGGCCAGCUACUCCUUCUCAUUCAUCCCACAAAAAAGAUUUUGAUGCUGUAGACCCAUCAUAGGUAGUGUAAUUAAAACUAUUUUUUUAAAAAAGCUCAUCUAAAUUUUUAAAAAAUAUAUAUAUAUAAACCUUCUAUUAUAUAUUCUGUUUUUAAGCAGUUUCUUUUUCUUUUCUUUUUUUAAGGAUAAUUCAUAAUCUUAUAGUCAAAUUUGAUAGCUAGAAGACCUGAUGAACAUAAGGUUACUAUUGUGCAUUUCCGUCCUAUACUCUAGAAACCGUUCGAACCUAUUCAAAGAAAAAAAACUAUUGUAGAUUUUGACUGUCAUUUCAGUAAAUCUUGAAAGGAAAUCUAACUAGAGAGCCGACCAAUAUAUCAAUUUUUUUAAUAUUAUAAAAAGUACUAGGUCAAUCAGGUCAAAUCGUUGUGUUUUGUUGCUUAUUGUUUUCUUUAGUCAUCUCUACCCUAAAAAAAACUUCGCAUAUUGGUUCACAUACUGGUUUGAUGUCCUUAACCCAAUUAAAAAAAUAAAUAAAUAAAAAACUCAUUAAAAUAUUCUAUUUUUUGGUUGAUAAUGCAGUCUGCUAAUAUAGCAUAAAUCUUUAAUACUCCAUGGAUGCCUUUUGUAUUAGAAAGAUUGCCCAGAUUAAAUGAAAUCUAUUAAAUAUUAAUAAUGACACUAGGUGGAAAAUAUUUUUGUUCAUAGAUCUUCUAAGUUACAAGAACUUAACAAUAAAUAAUUAAGCACCACUGGUGCAUUUUCUCAUGUUCAAUUAAAAUAAACAACUAAAUAUUGUAAAAUGGUUAGCGGUUAUUAAAUAAAGUAACUUUCUACUUGUUCUCAAAUGUUUGAUGUAUAUAUGUCAACUGAUGUAUUUUGUAACUUUAUGCUAUGCAUAUAUAAAUUUUGAAAAACGUUUUCAACGUUAGUCUUUAGGUUCUGUCACAUUAUUUAAGACUCCAUUAUUAUAUCAUUGAUGAUAAUAGAGAUUUAACAUGCGAGGAGACUUGCUGACAAAAGGAAUUAACACGAUAAUGUUAUACAAAAAGUAUAAUUGUGUUUUAAUUGAACUUUUUUUGUCAUAUUAAGUAAUUGUAUGUGAUUUUGUGUUAAAGGAAAUAAUAAUUUUAAAAAAUCUGGGUAAGGAUAAAGUAUUCAAUUAUUACCCAGAUGAAUAAAGUGCAGAUAUCCGAUAAGGGGAAGCUACGGAUGUGGGUUCAUAGAUUUUAAUGGAACUUUUUUUUGGUGAUACUAAGUCAAAAAAUAUGAUAUUAGUUUUUUGCACCCCCAAAAACCCUUCAAUACAAAUUUUUGGGAAAAUAAAAAAAUACAUUUUUCACCUCAAAAUUUUUUGUUCCGAGUGCAUUUUUUUUACAAUUUUUCCUCAAAUUCACAAAAAUGGUGAUCACUUAAAAAUGACUACCUGUAGGGAAACUUAGAACUCUAUAAAUUACAAGUAAUGGCAUAAACAUAAUAAAUCAGAACCGGUGAUAUAAACAUUUGAGGUUUUUUUUUUGUCAAUUUCACCCUUAUUUUUCUCAUUUAUAAUGGCAUAAAAUAUAAACAUUGUUGACAUACAUGGAAAAUAUAACAAUCCACCAUAACAACGGUUAUAAUAACGUUGAAUUUGAAUAAAACACAGGGGUUAUUAAUUUUUUAAGGUAGGGGCAUCAAAGAGAAAAAAAUUGCCCCCCCCCCAAUCCAGCCAAAAAUGCCUAUUUUUUGUUUCCCAUAAAAUUUGUAUUUAUGAGUUUUAAACAGUGCUUAUAAAAUGAAUGUGAAUUGUUUUUCAAAAAAUAUUUUUUUGGUCCUAUUUACUGAUAUAAUUUUUGUACCUUUUAAUAUAUCUUAUAUUAUUUAUUACAAUCUUUUAUCCUAGAUUAAAAAACAAAUUGAUUGAUAUAUAAUAAUGUUGAACUUGCACAGCAGUCAGGAAAAUUGUUUUCCCUCGGCUCAUAGAACCAUUGUAAAGAACAGCCGGACAUGUUCGUAGCCUCCUCUUGUAAGUUACUCGUCAAACUAAAUGCCAUAUUUAAUGGAAGAAAACUCUUGUACCAGAUUUUUUUAAAAAUUAUUUUUUUGUACAAGACAUUUUCCUGCUCAAGUCUCCAAGAAGAUUAAGCUUUAAACGAUCAACAUGGCCUCUUUUUUCCCCUCUACAUAUUUAUUUUUAAGUAUUUUACUUUUUCUCUGGUCUUGGCCUAACAUAUUUUUAUGCAAUUAUCGAUAUUUGAAUAACAUUAGGAAAGGAAACAAUAAAUAAAUGUACAUUUGAAUUUAUUUACGAAGAAUUUUUAAAUUUUUUACAUGUUAUAUUGUACAGUAAAAAAAAGGUUUGUAAAUAAAAAAAAUUAACAUUUUACGCUAUUAAUUAUAGAUAAAGUUUAUAUUUAUUUUUUUGGUAUUGUUUAUCUGUUUGUCAAAACAGAAAAUUGUAUUAUUAUGAUUAUAACUAAAAUUUAAAAAUAAAGUUAUUGUCUGCCUAAAAUAUACCUUUUGUAAACAGUAAUUCUGGUGGACCCAGUUGUAUUUGAUGUUGAUUCGAUAAUUUCCAUGCAGGCUCAUUUAAAAAAUUAGGGAGUACUUUAUUUCAAUGGAUGUGUAAAUUUUUUUUUUUUUGCCUACUGAUGCUUUCCGACCGGAAUUUUAUUUUAUUUAUUUACUUAAAUACAAGAUAAAAGUAUUGACUGUAUUUCAAAAUCCUUAUACAGUAUACUCUCGUUUUCUGCACAUCAUCCAGAUUUCAGGUCUGAUAGCGUAAAUGUUCUGAAUCUUUUGUGUAAAUUGUUUACAAACAUUAAAGACAUAUCUGUAUUAUUUGGUAAAUGUAUUCUUAAAAAUUUUCUUGUGUAUAACAAAAUUUUCAGAAUGUUACUAUUAUUAGGAGAACCAGAAUUCACCUGGCUAAUAUGUAUUAACUUAAUUCUUUUAAAAGAUUAAAUGUAUUAAUUAUUUGAAAUGUUAAUAAAUGUUCUAAUAUACUGUAAGUUAAGGAUAAAUAAAAAAGUAUCCGGUUAUUUGAAAACUAUCUUAAUUUUAAAAAUUGUUCUUAAUACGCAGUUUAAAAUUAAAAAUACCUCUGUAGUUUUCUUGUACUCCAAAUAAAAAAAAUAUUGAUAUUGUAUUACAUCCAUAAAAAAAAUUCAUGUGUUAUAAAGCUAGUGUAUAAUGCAGUAGGUUUGUGGAAUUAUAUAAGAAAAAUAUUUUAAUGUUGGAUGAUGAAAUACACAACAGCGUGCUAAAUAUAUUGUUUUAAGUUGUAAAUAUUUCUGAUAAAUGGACUGUUUUUUAUUUGUUUUUUUAAAUAGAAAAAAAUAUUGCGUCGAGUUUAGGUAAUGUUAAUUUAAAUAUAACUUAAAGAACAUCUUUGAAAAGAAAGUAUUGUUAUAUUCUAAAAAAACUAAAUAUAUUUAUUUUUGUCUAAGAUUUAGGCCUAAUCAGUAAUCGCAAUGACUUCUGACCACAUAUCCCAAAUGUAAAUACUACUAAAUUUAUAAUGUAAAUAAACUGAAUAUAAAAAUACUAUAAUACUAAUUUUUCAAUUUCAUAUUUGUGAUAAGUAAAGAAUUAUAGUUAUAUUAACGUUAUAAGGAGCAGUAUUGUAAAUUGUAUAUUUAAAAAUAUGUAUUUUGAAGAGUGACCAUAACAUGUGAUAAACAUUCAAUGUUUUGUACUUCAAAUAUAAUUUGUGUUUUGUUUUGUUAAA